Lathyrus oleraceus (garden pea) is the source of this 2356-nucleotide messenger RNA. RefSeq lists its product as uncharacterized. The transcript has 13 exons. Lineage: Eukaryota; Viridiplantae; Streptophyta; Magnoliopsida; Fabales; Fabaceae. The coding region runs from base 278 to 2152 and encodes 624 amino acids. The record is from RefSeq and is a predicted model, not a curated record. Gene Ontology annotation, molecular function: protein binding; ubiquitin-protein transferase activity. Gene Ontology annotation, biological process: protein ubiquitination; interstrand cross-link repair. Gene Ontology annotation, cellular component: nucleus.
AAAUAUGAUUAAUGUGAACCGCUUUAUUGUGGGCCGUUUCCGCGCCCUUGGUUUACCCUCGCAACAUUUAAACACCCCCUUUCUUCUCCGUCGUAAUGUCGUUACAGUGUUUAGGCCUACUUACCUCUUUUCUUCUUCGCCACAUGUUUUCUACAACGAACUCACCACACUGAUGAGUUUUCCGUUCAACCAUUUCUCCUAUUUCACCAACGACGAUAUUCCAUUCGAUUUGCGCAACUUCGACGACACCGAAAUUCCGGCUGGAGAAUAAUACCUCAUGGCAGCCGGAGCAGAUCCUCUAUUCGAUAAUUUAGUAAUGGAUGAAUUUUUUGACGAUGAGGAAGAAGAAGAAGAAGACGAAGAUGAAGAAGAAGAAGAAGAUGAUGAAGAGUAUGUUCCCGAUGUGCCGUCGUCUAGGGUUUCUCACGGUCGCCGGAAUCCUACAUCUGACGAAGUAAUAGUUGUUCUCGACGAUGAACGGCAAAAUUCAGUUGAAGACGACAGAAACAAACGCCGCAGAACUGAAGGAGUAGAGGCUUCAGCUUCUUCGAUCCCGGUCGAAAGUGCCGACGGCAGUCAAGAGAAUGACUGGAACCGCACCGAGGUUGACGGCCUCACUUGCCCUAUUUGUAUGGAUGCUUGGACCGAUGACGGCGAUCAUCACGUCUGUUGUCUUCCUUGUGGGCACAUUUAUGGCAUGUCUUGCAUCAAAAAAUGGCUUAAACAGCGACGCAAUUCGGGGAAGUGUCCUCAAUGUAAUAUGGAAUGUUCCAUGAAAGAUGUGAGGAAACUCUAUGCUUCCCGAGUGGUUGCUGUUGAUGAAGAAUCUGAUAAGAGAAUUCGGUCACUUGAGACCAAAUGUGCUUCUCUUGAGAGUAAGGAUGGUGAUUGGCGCAAGAAAGAAGCGGGAUGGAAGAAGAGAGAAGCUGCAUUGCAUCUUGAUGUUAAGAACCUUAAGGAGAAAAACACUUAUUUGGAGCAGCUGUUACUAGAUAUGCAAAGUAGACAAUCCGGAUUAAUGGAUGUCACUGGGAAUUCUCAAUGGAGAUAUGAAUCUGAGCGAAACUAUAACCCAAUGUCCCAUGGAAAAGGAUCAUUUUGCAAUUUUGUAUUUCAGAAAGCAUUUCCACUGGAAGGUGCCCGCAUAUUUGAUAUGGACACUUACAAUCAAAUUGUAUUAAUUGCACAUAAACCAAAAGCAAUAGGUGAUGUGCACUUGCUAUCUAAAUUGAGCUUAAUAUCUCCAUUUGAGAUGCAAGAUAUUGUAUUGCCUUCAUCUGCAAAUGGUGUCAGAGACAUGCACAUUUCUCCUUUCGAUAAUACACAGGUCCUCUAUGCUUCAUUAGGGAAGAAAUUAUCAGUGCUCAGCUUCCUCAGUGGCACCCCUGUUCUCGAUUAUAAUCUACAGGUUCCUGCUUGGUCCUGCUCAUGGGAUCGUAACAGUACACAUUACAUAUAUGCUGGACUACAGAAUGGUUCUGUUCUGGUGUUUGAUACGAGACAAACUGCAGGACCCUUAAAGUGUUUAGCUGGGUUAACUAGCAACCCUGUUCAUAGCUUGCAGUCUCUUGCACAAACAUCGAGUCUUCCGUCUGGUGCCAGAAGUAUCCUAUCCGCAUCUGCCAUCGGGCCUUGUCAAUGGAACAUUGAUUCUGAAGAACGGUUUGUAGUUCCCGAGCCUUAUGAUCCUGAUGCUUAUGAUCAAGGAGUUUGUAUAUCCCUUGCCUAUUGCCCGAGCAGUGAUGACAUUGUUGUUUCGCACCGUCCAAAGUUCAACACCUUGGUGGAUGUGCCUAAUUCUCAAUUUUGGCCUACUCCUUAUGUUACUGGACAAGGAGUACAGGGCUCUCACGUAUUGUUAAAGAGAACUGGCUGUGAUAAUUACCAAAAGAUGGGUUCCUCGAAUGCCAAUGUAAGUGAUAUUCGACUACCAAAAUGUGUAAUUAUAGACACUCAGAAUCAAAAUAGAUUAUUUGUAUCCGGAGAUGAAGCUACAUGCGACAUGGUCUUGCAAGAGUUGCCAUCUUUUAGAACCAUUCAGCGAUUCGAAAUGCCAGCUCAGGUUCGUGAUGUUAGGUACUCACCUAGUCAUGGAAUGCUUGGGUGUUUAACUGGCAAUUCAUUGCAACUGUUCCGUACCAAUCUCAAGUGAGACAGUACGGCUAUACUUUGAUUCAUAGAUGUUGGUUCUUUUUUGUCCAGUUUUGUUUCUCAGAAUUUAGCUGUCCGUAAAGUAGUUGAGAUAUUUAUUGUUUUUCAAGGGUAUUUCUUUGUGUAAAUAUUCCUGUAUUUUAUAUAUUAGAUCCGUGAUAUUGAUAUUUAUAAUUUUCCAAAGCUUUUUUUUAUUUGGUAACUA